UGGCACUAUCUGGUCAAAGCAGCCACAGGGCCCUGGCGUUCUUCUUUCCUCCCUCCCAUCUCUUCUCCAAAAUUCACCGCCACCCGCCGCCGUGAAUAUGAUAUUGAAAGCUUCCUCGUCUUCUUCGCCUUUUUACUUUUCCUUCUCCUUCUUUUGAAUAUCUGCUACCCACUUGCUGUUUAGUGAAGAGUCUUCAAAGAGAGAAUCUUGGGUUAAAGAUUGACUUCUUAUGGCUGUCUUUCUGUGCAAUUUCUCAUAAAUUGGAUACGGGUGUAAAGGAGGGGUAUUCAUUGCAUGAGUUCGAAACUGUAUUCUAGGACACAGGUGAAGAAAUGAUGAACUCUUUCCCACCUCCCUAGCACCUUGCUCCAAAAAAAGUUUAAAUGAAAGGAGGCAGAGCUAAAUAAAGCCAAAGUCAGUUUACCUUCUUAACUAUUAUCUGGUGUGCCUCUUGGAAGUUACAAAACAGAAUCAAGAUUUUGUUUAGAUAUGUUUGUGAUUGGCAAUAGCAUGCUCACUGGGUUAUUUGUAUCCUUUGUGCUCGCUUGUCGCAGUUCAGAGGGCCAUAUUUAUCUGUAAAGGAAUUUGUUAAAGCCUACGAAGCAACUUGUUCAAAUUGUCACCGUUCUAGGAAAUUGUUCAAGGUGAAUGGAUCCCAAACAAGAAGAAGAGACAUCAUCUGUACAUCAGAGAAGAAGCUCAGAAGGGUUGGAGUCAACAACUUUGAAUUAUGUGAGCAGAGUGAAAAGGCUGCUGUCCCGUCGAAUGUUAGUAGGGAUCAAAGAUGGAAGAUUCUUCUUGGGUAAUUUCUACUGCAUGGAUAAGCAAGGAAAUAUCAUCCUUCAAGAUGCAGUUGAAUAUCGUUGUAUUAGACGUUCUCCUGCUUCUCCAGUGGAACAGCGAGGCCUUGGUCUGAUUCUCAUCCCUUUUUCUUGUCGGAUAUCUUGUCAUGUCGACUGCUCUGUUGAGGAACAGUUGUCCCUCUUAUCCCUUUAGUACUAAUAAAACCAUUGUUCACGGGUAUAUGCAUGUGAAGCUUUUUUGUUUACAUUUUUGUUCUGGGACAGAUGCAUAUGAAGUUCUUCUUUUGAAAAGUUAUAUAGAGUUACAUCACGUAGUUUGGAUGCUUAA
Molecule: messenger RNA, 1131 nt
Organism: Coffea eugenioides
Lineage: Eukaryota; Viridiplantae; Streptophyta; Magnoliopsida; Gentianales; Rubiaceae
Exons: 2
Coding region: 649-996 (115 amino acids)
Cellular component (GO): NatC complex
Source: RefSeq, a predicted model, not a curated record